AUGGUGACAGCUGACGACAUCCAGAACGCGCCCGAUCGUGAGAGUAUCGCCAAGCUCAGAGCAACGGUCCGCGGCUUGAGAACCCGGAAGAUGAAGGAGCUGGUCGCAAUCAGAAACCAGACACGUCUCAACCUGGAUGACGACGAGAGUACCAACGACGCCGAACUUGCCGAUCUUUAUUCCAAGGAGGAAGAACUUGAGAUUGCUAUCGAGUCACUAGCUAGGUUAGCUGACCAAGCUACUUGUAGGAUCUCAGAGCUCAUGAAAGAGUCUGUCAUUCCCCCUACAUCUACGACUACCUCCUCCUCGGACGAUGGUCUCUCAACUCUGGUUACGGCCCUUACUUCGGCAUUGCAGAAGCCGCCGAGCUUACGUACCAGAAUCGCCGAUGUGAACCGUCUUUCGGUUGCCAGUAAAGCGUUGAAGGACCCCUUCCUGUUGCCUACUCAUUUCAAGCGAGUGGAGCAACUGUUGGUCGCAUCUGGGUUCGCUACUUUUGUCAACGGUAAGUUCACUCCAGACGACGACAUCGAGGUUUACCUUGUCGAGAAGCUCAUAUCUACCCUGGUUGACCAUGACGGUGUGAUAGCCGAAGCGAAUGCGGCAGUGGACGAAGCCGGUGGAGACUGGCAUAGGGUGAUGACCGUUCUAUUGGACAAGUUCUCCCGACCCGAGAAUGUCCGACGCGAACUUCGACGAAGGGUUGGUAAACUCACUUUCCGUGGGGCUGCUUCUUUCGACUCGUUUGUGGCCGAUGUUCGACGCCUUCGUAUUCUAGCGAAGAGUGUUCGCCACGAUCAGUCUAAGAGCACCCCCCAGUCGGCUGAUGAUGUCCACUUCAUAAAUUCCGUCUUACGGUGCCUUCCAUCUGAAAUCUACACUGACUUGGUGCAACAGGUUGCUCAAACCGCGAGAAUGCUCGAACCUGAGAGUGUCUCCAAGGAGUGGCAGUUGAGGUUACCGUUUGAUGGUGAAGCUAACGAGGUGACAAUAUUGUCUAUUCUCGGUGACAUCUGUCAGUCUAUUACCGUUGUCUCGGAAGCUAGGAAGCCUGCUCGCCUUCCCGACCGUGAGUCCGGUUCCAAGGACAUCCGUGACCGGCUACUGCAUACGACUGACUCUACCAACUCCGACGCUAAGAAGGAGUUCCGUGAUGUUAUGUCGUGGGCCCGCCAGCAGCCUUAUGUCCUCUUCAUCACAGGGCCUGGGGUUGAGAAGCUUGAAAAGGCUCCAGCGAACUCUCCAGGGCUGAGUUCCGCUUCAGAGGUGAAGUUUAUGACAUCCCGUCGUGGCCAGCGUUACGCCCUGCUGUCUUUUGAUAGCAAAGGUGCUGGGGAGGCGGCUGCUACGGACAGCUUCACUGAUCGUAAGCUCUAUUCGCGGGUCAAACAGUUCGAUGCUGACUCCAACACGAAGUCAAAAAACUUCCGCGGCCGUGCGAGCCAGUAG
Molecule: messenger RNA, 1449 nt
Organism: Perkinsus marinus ATCC 50983
Lineage: Eukaryota; Perkinsozoa; Perkinsida; Perkinsidae
Exons: 1
Coding region: 1-1449 (482 amino acids)
Source: RefSeq, a predicted model, not a curated record